CGGAGCGGGCAGCAGCGAUUGGCCGGAGUGGCGCGGCGCCGCGGGAGGGGCGGAAGGUUCUGGAGGGCUGGCGGGAUCUGGAAGCUUCCGCCGGACGGGUAUAUAGAGUCCGGGACAGGGCAGCUGCGGAGCCGGAGGCGGCGACAGCUGGGCGGCGGUGGCCAUGGGCAAGGACUAUUACCAGACGCUGGGCUUGGCCCGCGGCGCGUCCGACGACGAGAUCAAGCGAGCCUACCGCCGCCAGGCGCUGCGCUACCACCCCGACAAGAACAAGGAGCCGGGCGCCGAGGAGAAGUUCAAGGAGAUCGCCGAGGCCUACGACGUGCUCAGCGACCCGCGCAAGCGCGAGAUUUUCGACCGCUACGGAGAGGAAGGCCUAAAGGGUGGUGGCCCCAGUGGUGGUAGCAGUGGUGGUGCUAAUGGUACCUCUUUCAGCUACACAUUCCAUGGAGACCCUCAUGCUAUGUUUGCUGAGUUCUUUGGUGGCAGAAACCCCUUUGAUACCUUUUUUGGGCAGCGCAACGGGGAGGAAGGCAUGGACAUCGAUGACCCAUUCUCUGCCUUCCCCAUGGGCAUGGGUGGCUUCCCCAAUGUGAACUUUGCACGUGCCCGCCCUGCCCAAGAGCCCACCCGAAAGAAGCAAGAUCCUCCAGUCACCCAUGACCUCCGGGUCUCCCUUGAAGAGAUCUACAGCGGCUGUACCAAGAAGAUGAAAAUCUCCCACAAGCGGCUGAACCCUGAUGGAAAAAGCAUUCGAAAUGAAGAUAAGAUCCUGACCAUCGAAGUGAAGAGGGGCUGGAAAGAAGGGACCAAAAUCACCUUUCCCAAGGAAGGGGACCAGACCUCCAACAACAUUCCAGCUGACAUCGUCUUUGUUUUAAAGGACAAGCCACACAACAUCUUCAAGAGAGAUGGUUCCGAUGUCAUUUAUCCAGCCAGGAUUAGCCUUCGGGAGGCUCUCUGUGGUUGCACUGUAAAUGUCCCCACUCUGGACGGCAGGACCAUCCCUGUUGUAUUCAAAGAUGUCAUCAGGCCUGGCAUGCGGCGGAAAGUUCCUGGAGAAGGCCUCCCUCUCCCCAAAACACCCGAGAAACGUGGGGACCUUGUUAUCGAAUUUGAAGUCAUCUUCCCCGAAAGGAUUCCCCUGACCUCCAGAACCGUCCUGGAGCAGGUUCUUCCCAUAUAGCCACCUGCAUUCCCCAAGGACUGAGCCAGGGACUUCUCCAGAGCUGCAGAUUUCCGGACCGUUCACUGGUUGCAUACAGCGGGAGGGCCCAGGGAGGGCUUUUGCUCUGCCGAAUGUUUUCCACAGAAUAUAUUACAAUCUUUCAAAGUCGCGCACUAGACUACAGUGAUUUUUCGAGCGCUAGGCAGGCGGUGGGAAGAACAGCCCUCCUGAAAUGGACCCACCCUCUGCACCCCAGCUCCUGACCAAGGGUGUGAGGCAGGCCUGCAACUGGACUCGCCCCCUGUGCUGUCCUUAGUUUCUGGCUGUCAUGUGGCAGUGGCCCAGCAUCUCUGUUGGCAGACCUGUGCACUAGUCAGUCUCCACUGUGUGAGAGGUUCUUGUUUUAUUAUGUAUUUGUCCCACGCCUUGUUCCUCCUUCCCAGAAGAACCCUGUCUUGUCUUGGCUAUCUCAAAUUGAGACCAAUUCAGUAGGACUGCCAGACCAGCAGCACAAGCAAUACCUGGUUGCAGGACCACAGGGCCAGCCUCAGGUGAGCAAAUCUCACUGCCACCUCCCUCUAGGUUUGGGACCUGGACAGCCAGGAGAUCCCCUGGACCUCUGGCUCUGUUGAAGUCAGAUGGCUGGCUUAUGGCCACAGUAUUUGUUAGUCGGUCGAAAGGUAGUCCUUGGCCGUACCUGGGACUUCUCAGGCCCAGGUGAUUUUUUUUUGUGUGUGUAAUGGACUCUGAACUCUCAAAAGGAUCUAAUCCUUUUGAAUUUUGCACAGCCCUAGAUAUAAUCCCUUUAUAUGAAGGGGUCUUUGCUUCUGAUGAAAGGAGCACUGUGGAACGUCUGUAAAUAUGUUUUUAUAAUUCCAUUCAAAGCUGGUGUGCACAGAUGAAAGCAGUCCCUGUCAACUACUGCUGUCUGUCCAGGGCUGUGAUGGAGUCAGACCUUGGGAGUGAAGGUGUCUGUUCUUUGAAGCUAGCCCGGUGCUCUGACAUUCGAUUCAUUGUAAGUUGCCACUACCAACACGAGACCAAAGUGUGUGACUUGUCAUUAUGCAGUGUGACAGCAUUAAAGACUGAUGGUAAACCUCA
Messenger RNA from Peromyscus eremicus (cactus mouse), 2269 nucleotides. RefSeq names its product DnaJ heat shock protein family (Hsp40) member B1 (gene Dnajb1). Gene Ontology annotation, cellular component: cytosol. The coding region runs from base 164 to 1186 and encodes 340 amino acids. The transcript has 3 exons. Gene Ontology annotation, molecular function: transcription corepressor activity; Hsp70 protein binding. NCBI's taxonomy places the organism in Eukaryota, Metazoa, Chordata, Mammalia, Rodentia, Cricetidae. The record is from RefSeq and is a predicted model, not a curated record.